AUGCCCUCCUUGGAGACUUUCGGAGUGUCGGUCCUGACGCGUCUGCCUCUCUCUUUGCUUGCAGAGCCGGCCUUCGGGGAGGUGAACCAGCUCGGCGGGGUCUUCGUCAACGGCCGCCCCUUGCCCAAUGCCAUCCGGCUCCGGAUUGUGGAACUAGCCCAGCUGGGCAUCCGGCCGUGCGACAUCAGCCGGCAACUGCGCGUCUCGCACGGCUGCGUCAGCAAGAUCUUGGCUCGCUACAACGAGACCGGCUCCAUCCUACCGGGCGCCAUCGGGGGCAGCAAGCCGCGGGUCACCACCCCGACGGUGGUGAAGCAUAUCCGGACCUACAAACAAAGGGACCCCGGCAUCUUUGCCUGGGAGAUCCGGGAUCGGUUGCUGGCCGACGGCGUGUGCGACAAGUACAACGUGCCCUCGGUGAGCUCCAUCAGCCGCAUCCUGCGCAACAAGAUCGGGAACCUCUCGCAGCAAAGUCACUACGAGUCCUACAAGCAGCACCAGGCAGCCCCGCAGCCCGCCCUGCCCUACAACCACAUCUAUUCCUACCCCAGCCCCAUCGCUGCAGCGGGGGCUAAGGUGCCCACCCCACCUGGCAUGCCCACCAUCCACGGCACGGUCCACAUGCCUCGGACUUGGCCCUCCUCCCACUCCGUCACCGACAUCCUGGGUAUCAGGUCCAUAACAGAUCAAGUGAGCGACAGCUCGCCCUACCACAGCCCCAAAGUGGAAGAGUGGAGCAGCCUGAGCAGAAGCGGCUUCGCGGCCACGGCCCAGCACGUCGCGGUGAACGGGCUCGACAAGGGCUCCCUGGAGCAAGAGGCCAAGUACAGCCAGACACCAAGUGGUCUUCCAACUGUCGGAAGCUUUGUCUCAGCACCAACGAUGGCACCAUAUCCUACACCAGCACAGGUGUCCCCUUAUAUGGCAUACAGUGCUGCGCCUUCCAGUUACGUGGCCAGUCACGGCUGGCAGCAUGCUGGAGGCACUCCGCUUUCACCCCACAACUGUGACAUCCCUGCAUCGCUGGCUUUCAAGGGCAUGCAGACAGCUAGAGAAGGUAGUCACUCCGUCGCAGCCUCUGCACUCUGA
Molecule: messenger RNA, 1089 nt
Organism: Hemicordylus capensis (graceful crag lizard)
Lineage: Eukaryota; Metazoa; Chordata; Lepidosauria; Squamata; Cordylidae
Gene: PAX9
Product: paired box 9
Exons: 3
Coding region: 1-1089 (362 amino acids)
Biological process (GO): anatomical structure development; regulation of transcription by RNA polymerase II
Molecular function (GO): RNA polymerase II cis-regulatory region sequence-specific DNA binding; DNA-binding transcription factor activity, RNA polymerase II-specific
Source: RefSeq, a predicted model, not a curated record